This is a messenger RNA of Mauremys mutica (yellowpond turtle), 810 nucleotides long. RefSeq lists its product as uncharacterized. Gene Ontology annotation, molecular function: antigen binding; immunoglobulin receptor binding. Gene Ontology annotation, cellular component: external side of plasma membrane; blood microparticle; immunoglobulin complex, circulating. The record is from RefSeq and is a predicted model, not a curated record. Gene Ontology annotation, biological process: phagocytosis, recognition; positive regulation of B cell activation; B cell receptor signaling pathway. Bases 1 to 810 code for a protein of 269 amino acids. Lineage: Eukaryota; Metazoa; Chordata; Testudines; Geoemydidae. The transcript is spliced from 4 exons.
AUGCUCCUCUGGCUGCAUGUUGCUGUCAUGGCGGCACUUCCCCAAGGGGUCCAACCGCAGGUUCAGCUGGUGGAGUCUGGGGGAGACGGGAAAAUGGCAGGAGACUCUAUCAACAUCUCGUGUAAAGCCUCCGGGUUCACCUUUGGUGACUACUGGAUGCACUGGUACCGGCAGGCUCCCGGGAAAGCACCCCAGUGGGUGUCCGGCAUUAGCUAUUGGGCCGGAGCCGACAAGAGAUACGCGGAGUUGGGCGAGUGCGGGAGACUCUUUGCUCGCGCGGUCAAUUGGUUUAUUCAUUUAUUUCUGUUUCCAGGUGCCCUUUCCCAGGUGCAGCUGGAGGCGUCCGGCCCUGGGGUGGGGCAGGUCUCCGAGCCCCUCACGCUCACCUGCGCGGUCUCGGGUGACUCCGUCACUGCUGAUUACUGGGAUUGGUACCGGCAGCUUCCCCGGGGAGCGCUGGACUGGCUGGGAGAGAUUGACUGGUACAACUCGCAGUGGCUCGUACGCUACGCCCCAUCUGUCCAAGGCCGAGUCACCCUCUCUGCGGAUUCCUCCAAGAACCAGUUCUCCCUGCAGCUCCGCUCGCUGACAGCUGCGGACACCGCCACCUAUUACUGCGCCAGGAGAGACACAGUGACACAGAGACAGGGACCCGUCAGACAGAAAGGGGGGAACCCCUAUGCCCCGCCCGGGCGGGGGGCUGAACCCGCCUGGCUUUUCCCCUUCUCUCAGGCCCCCUCUGCGGGGGACAAGGUGGGGGACAAGCUUCCCCCAUUUACUCUGCAGCGACGCUUCUUUCACCUAAGCUAG